AGGAUUUCGUCAAUAAGAUGCUAAAACUACUCUUAUUCAUCUGUGGUAAACUGCGUGAUUUAUCAGUUAGAACAUCUUCUGACUAAAAAGUAAAGAUAUUUGAUUUUGACUCAACUUGUUUUAAUACUAUGGAGGCCAUGUGCAUAUCCUGUUCAGUGGUUAUCCAUCAAGUCCAUCUGUAAUGGCGACCCAACCUAAAGUUCCUCGUCCCAGUAAUGAUACUGGAGCAGACGGUGAACUAAGUUCGACUAAUGCUCUCAUCGAUGAGAUAGAGGAAGUUCAAAAUGCCAUUGACAACCUCAAUGAGCAAGCCAGUGAAGAAAUCCUCAAAGUUGAGCAAAAGUUCAAUAAAUUGAGGCAGCCUCACUUCGAAAAACGGUGCGAGCUGAUCUCCAAAAUCCCCAAUUUCUGGCUCACUACUUUUAUCAAUCAUCCUCAAUUGUCAGACUUGCUUACUAGCAACGACGAGAGUGUUUUGAAGCAUCUGAAGAAAGUAGAAGUUCAGGAGUUUGAUGACAUUAAGUCUGGUUUCCGAAUUAACUUCCACUUCGAAAAGAAUGAAUGGUUCAAGAACAGUGUAUUAACGAAAGAAUUCCAUUUGGGAGAUACUGGUGAACCUUCAUCUACGUACACCAAAAUAGAUUGGCACCCGGGCAAAGACUUAACAAGUAAUUCAUCAAACUCGAAAAAGAAUGGUGGAGAUCAAGCGAAGAAACGAGCAUUUGAAGAUCAGACACAGGAUAGCUUCUUCUGCUGGUUCACAGAUGAAUCCUCAGUAUUCGGCGAUGAGCUUGGUGAAGUAAUAAAGGACGAUAUAUGGCCUAAUCCACUCCAGUAUUACCUCUCACCAGAUCUAGAUGAAGAAAAUGAAAACGAUGAAGAGGAUGAAGAUGACGAUGAUGAUCAGGAUCUCGAUGAGGAUGAAGCCGGUGUAGCGGAUGUUUAAAGAUCAUUGCAAUAUAUCAUUUCCAUAUAAACUUCAAUCUUUGUUUCCGAAAUGUGUAUGUCUUCGCAUCUGCAUGGAACAUUAUUGAGACAUUUGAUUUAUUGUACAAUGGCAAAAACAGACUGUUUCCACACUUGUACAUCGCGUCCCGGUUUUGUGCACACUCUUGAAUACGCCUUUGUGUCAUUUUGCAUUUAACUGUAGCUAUUGUCAUACCGAGGCGAAUUCUUGUGUCGUUUGUUGGCUUUUAUUUGACUGUUCUAAUCCAGGGAUCAGCGUUUUUGCCGUUACAUUUUGCUCCAGCCCUUAUGCGUCUAAGAUUUUUGUAUCAACUUUUCGACACGUGAGGUCAUUUCAAAUUCUCAAACUUUGUUCCUAAUAAACAGUUAUGAAGGAU
Messenger RNA from Schistosoma turkestanicum, 1343 nucleotides. Lineage: Eukaryota; Metazoa; Platyhelminthes; Trematoda; Strigeidida; Schistosomatidae. The record is from the annotation of a GenBank genome assembly.